UCCAACCUUUAGUCUCCCCCGACCAGGUCGCAAGAUUUUACAUCGGAUAGCCGAGGGUUGAGAUUCAGCUGUUUUCCUUUUGGAACUUCAUUUUUCUUUCUUUGCAUCAAACUUUAAACUUACUCUUCUAAAAUGUUUCCAGAGGCAAACAAAGGCUUCAGCUAUGAGGACUGUAAGGCCACUACCGAUUGGCUGAUGGCCCAGGCGGACAUCCGCCCCACAAUCGGCGUCGUUUGCGGCUCAGGGCUGGGAGGGCUUGCUGACAUGUUAAAGGAUCAGGUGGCCUUCAACUACAAGGAUAUCCCCAACUUUCCUCAGAGCACUGUGCACGGACAUGCAGGGCGACUGGUGUUUGGCACCUUAAAAGGAAUAGCCUGCGUUUGCAUGCAGGGUCGCUUCCACCUCUAUGAGGGAUAUCCAAUCCAAAAGAUCACACUGCCUAUGCGCAUCUUUAAAUUGCUGGGCGUGGAGACGGUGAUACUAACCAAUGCAGCAGGAGGCCUGAACCAGGACUUCAAGGUGGGAGACAUCAUGAUAAUGAAAGACCACAUCAACAUGCCCGGCUUUGCUGGCAACAAUCCCCUGGUUGGACCCAACGACGAGAGGUUCGGUGUGCGAUUCCCCUGCAUGUCCGACGCAUAUGACCGCCAGCUCCAGCAGCUGGCCAUGGACGUGGGGCAGGAGCUCGGUUAUGGAGACUUCCUGAGGGAAGGGGUGUACUGCGUGCUAGGGGGACCGUCAUUCGAGACAAUUGCAGAGUGCCGUAUGUUGCACAAACUUGGCGCCGAUGCCGUUGGCAUGAGCACAGUCCACGAGGUGAUCGUGGCCCGCCACUGCGGCAUGCGCGUCUUCGCCCUGUCGCUGAUCACCAACCAGGUGGUGACGGACUACGACAGCCAGGAGAAGGCCAACCACGAGGAGGUCCUUCAGACGGGGAAGGAGCGGGCGGAGCAGCUGGAGCGGCUCGUCUCCACCAUGGUGACCCGGAUCGAGCACAACAACAACAACUACGUCUAAGAAGCAACCACGCUGGUUCAACUGGUUUAAAAACAAUAACAACAAUAACAAUAAUAAUAAUAAUGAUCAUAAUCAGUUUUGACUCUCUCAAAGGCUGCAUGUAGAACUUAAUAGCGCUUUCAUUUCAUUUUUCUGUUCCCUUUAAAAACGCACAUUCCUCUAAUUGGUGGCUCCACCAUAAAAACGCCACUAUUGUUGUUUUUUUUUGUACCAUUUUAAACGAGGCGUAUUUUUAUUCUAACUUAUAUGAUCAUCGUGUAAAAUGUCUGCAAUUUAACUUAACAAUUAUCACAAAUCUGCUGUAAAGAUCUUAAUGUUACUACUUUGUUGAAACGUGUACAUGUGGGUGUAUUAUUACCUGUUUUUGAUAUGACUAUUAUUAAAAAGCUAUUUAUUACCAUA
This is a messenger RNA of Cololabis saira (Pacific saury), 1419 nucleotides long. It is a transcript of the gene pnp5a, whose product is annotated as purine nucleoside phosphorylase 5a. Gene Ontology annotation, biological process: nucleoside metabolic process. Bases 133 to 1017 code for a protein of 294 amino acids. NCBI's taxonomy places the organism in Eukaryota, Metazoa, Chordata, Actinopteri, Beloniformes, Belonidae. The record is from RefSeq and is a predicted model, not a curated record. Gene Ontology annotation, cellular component: cytoplasm. Gene Ontology annotation, molecular function: purine-nucleoside phosphorylase activity. The transcript has 6 exons.